Phyllopteryx taeniolatus (common seadragon) is the source of this 5205-nucleotide messenger RNA. RefSeq names its product klotho beta (gene klb). Gene Ontology annotation, molecular function: fibroblast growth factor binding; fibroblast growth factor receptor binding; hydrolase activity, hydrolyzing O-glycosyl compounds. The coding region runs from base 678 to 3836 and encodes 1052 amino acids. The transcript has 6 exons. Lineage: Eukaryota; Metazoa; Chordata; Actinopteri; Syngnathiformes; Syngnathidae. The record is from RefSeq and is a predicted model, not a curated record. Gene Ontology annotation, biological process: fibroblast growth factor receptor signaling pathway; carbohydrate metabolic process.
CACAAGCAUAUUUCCGUUAUCUUUUGUGAAAAAUAACUGCUAUAACUGUAGUUUCCAGAGGAGUUGUGAUCAUUUCCAUGUAGAUCUGUAUGUGCUGUAUUAUACUGCCCCAUGUGGCCAAGGCGCACACACCAGAAGGAGCAGCACAAUGUCCAUUGAAUUGAAGCCAAACGUGGCAUAAAACGGUUUCAUUACUUUACAUUCUCAUUGUAUGUUUUCAUAAAGUACGGGUGCAAUAAUAUGGAGGUUUUUAAAACACAAUACAAACAGUUUUGUAUUUUUUGGGGGCUGGUGUCUCAAGGCACCACUGCAGUUCAAAGCUGUACAGUACCUCCCUGAUAUUUUCUGGGUGUGGUGAUGCAUUAUUCAGUGUUAUGUGAGACGGAAACCUCUCACAGUGACACGAGCGAGGUGGCUGUUUAUCGGUCAACCUUUGCCUGCGCGAACAUGAGGUGGGCGGGCGGGGCCGAGCGGCGGCACGAGUGCACCGAGAGGGGAGAUAGGGAAUGAUCCCGUCUCUUCAGAUCCUGCUCUCGCUGGGCUGUGGUCAUUUUUCCUCUGCCCUCCAACAACAUGGAUCUACUAUUGUUCCUCAAAAGAACAACAUCUCCCACUGAGACCAUGCACCGUGCCCUUCACUCCGUGUGGACUUCUGGAGCAAGAUAGAGUCCUUCAGCAUGCUGGACCUUCCACGCCGACCCAUGAUUCAGUGCCUCUUUCUGUCCUUGUGGUUGGUGAACAGUUGGCACCGAGCGUCUGGCUCUAUUGGCGAUGGCCGACAGAUGUGGCAGAAGCCCAAGCCGGUCCCGAUCAGUCUAGAACAAUCCUUUCUUCGUGAUACUUUCCCCCCAGGAUUCCUGUGGGGGUCCGGCACGUCCGCCUUCCAGACUGAAGGAUCCCGGGACCGGGACGGAAAGGGUGCAUCCAUCUGGGACCAUUUCACCCAAUCGAGGACGGCCGAUGCGGCCGGUGACAGCUACGCUCGCUGGGAAGAAGACGUGCAGGCGCUCGAGUAUUUGGGGGUGAAAUCGUACUCUUUCUCCCUCUCGUGGCCCAGACUGUUCCCCGAUGGCAGAGCGAGAGGUCCUCCCAGUCAACCUGCAGUGGAGCACUACAACCGCCUCAUAAAUAGGCUUCUGCAAAAGCAAAUCGAGCCCAUCGUUACCAUCCAUCAUUGGGAUCUGCCGCUGGUCCUGCAGGAGGUCUACGGCGGAUGGAAAAACCACACGCUCGUUGGAUUGUUCGAGGACUACGCUGCCUUUUGUUUCGGCGCGUUCGGGGACCGCGUUAGGUACUGGCUUACGAUGCAUAACCCGUAUCUGGUGGCUGUGCACGGGUACGGCACUGGGGUGCAUGCCCCCGGGGAAACCGGGGGGGACGCCGCCGCUCUUAUUGUGGCCCACAAUUUGAUCAGGGCACAUGCCAAAGCCUGGCACACCUAUAAUACCCACUACCGCCCAGCUCAGAAGGGUCAAGUGUCCAUUGUUUUGGGCUCCCACUGGGUUGAAGCUCAAAAAGGCCAAUCCGCAGCCGCCGCUGUCGAACUUUGUCAACAGUCGAUGGAAGCUGUUCUCGGUUGGUUCGCCGAUCCCAUUUUAGGCGAUGGAGAUUAUCCAGCUUCGAUGAAACUCAAGCACGAUGGCCUCCUGCCCGCAUUUUCCGCCGAGGAGAAGCUGCGGGUGAAGAACACGGCCGACUUCUUCGCCCUGUCCUUCGGGCCGAACGUCCUCCGUCUGGGUCGAAACCUGCCUCACUUCGGCCAGAACGUGUCUCCGGAUCUGAGGCGCGUCCUGGCCUGGAUCAAGCUGGAGUACGGGGACUUGCCCGUUCUGCUGGCCGAGGGUGGAUGGUUCUCUGAAGCGAGUGUGGGCAGAGAGGACACAGUGGCCCUUUACCUGAUGAAGAGAUUUAUCAACCAGGCAUUACAAGCUGUCAGGUUGGAUGGCGUUCGGUUGCUAGGCUACACCGCGUGGUCGCUGCUGGACAGCUUUGAAUGGAACUACGGCUACACGGUGCGCCGGGGCCUUUUCUACGUCGACUUCACCCAUCCUAAUCGCACCAGGACGCCCAAAACCAGCGCGCAGUACUACCGGCGGGUUAUCGCCGACAACGGUUUCCCCCGAGUGGAGCCCUCCGCAGAGGUUGAAGGUCACUUCCCCUGUGAUUUUCACUGGGGUAUUGCUGACUCCACCUUGGAGGUACUAACGGUCCGCUUUUUCCCCUUCUCCCCGCAGUUCACAGAUCCCCGUGUGUACAGUUGGAACCGGACAGGAGAUGGACUAUUGCGUGCAAUCCCAGGAGCGAAGCUUCACGCUAAUCGUUCCCAGUGCACGGACUUUCUGGCCAUCCGUAAUCAUCUCUACCUGUUUGCCUCCACGGGGGCGACGCACUACCGCUUCGCUCUGAACUGGUCUCUGAUUUUACCACAUGGGGACCUCUCCAACGUCAACGUGGACGCGCUGAGGUACUACGGCUGUGUGCUCAGCGAGCUGAAGAAGCUGGACCUGGAGGCUGUGGUUAUCCUCUACUACCCGACGCACAAAGCUCCCAACCUGGGCUUGCCCGGCGCUCUGCAUGCCUCGGGGGGCUGGCUCAACUCCAGCACCGCGGAGGCCUUUCGAGACUACGCGGCACUCUGCUACCGGGAGCUGGGCUCACGGGUCCGCUACUGGAUCACGGUGAACGAGCCCAACAGGCUGACGGAUAUUUAUUCCGACGGCGGCGAGCGACAGCGGGCCGCCCGUAACCUCCUUGUGGCUCAUGCGAAAGCCUGGCGGCUCCACGAGCGGAGGCACGCUCAUCGGCCGGGGACUGAGGUGUCGCUGGCGCUACACGCCGAUUGGGCCGAGCCUGCGAAUCCCUUCCUCCUAAGGUCACAUGCGGCGGCGGUAGAGAGAUUCCUUCUUUUUGAACUGGGUCGCUUCCUGGACCCGUUGCUGAGGCCCGGAUAUGAGGAGAAGCGGGGCAAAGGGGACGACCCACCAGAAAUGAAGACUUACCUGAAGGAGCGAGCUCGACUUCUGGGCCAACAAAGAUCUCCUCUUCCCACUUUUAGCAAAAGCGAGAGAGAGGAGCUCCGAGGUGCACUGAGUUUCAUCGCGUUGAAUCAUUUCACCACCCGCCUGGUUUCUCCCUUUCCGAAUAAUGUCCAGCGAAAAGACCCGAGCGACCACGACUGCCUCAUCCUCUCCGACCCCACCUGGCCCUCCUCCGGUCUGGGCCAAGCUCUCGUCCCUUGGGGGCUGCGAAAGGUCCUGACCUGGGUGACGGAGCGAUACGGAAGCGCGAAGCCCAUCGUUGUCACAGCGAGUGGGGUUGAUGACCAGGCUCCUGUCCGGGAUAGCACGAGGCAGCACUAUCUAAAAAGUUACCUGCAGGAGGCUCUGAAAGCACGGCAGUUGGAUGGAGUCAACCUGCGGGGUUUUUAUGUGUGGAAGUUGCAGGAUGAUCAUGCACCUCAGUAUGGUCUCUUUAGCUCAACCAACCACCAAUCCAAAGCAAAGGCCUCCAUUGACGUCUACAGACAAAUCAUCACUCGGAACGGUUUCCCCAAAAACGCUACCUCGAACGAGUGUCGCUCCGCUGAGGUCCGGCCAGCGUGUUCCUUAUGCGUGUGGGUGUCCAAGAACAAGGUCCUGACUUUCUUUGGCUUCUGCCUCAUGCUCACAUCUAUCGUCUUCACCGUGCUGGUCUUCUCCACCGUCGUCACCAGGAGAAAGUACACCAAGGGGCGGAGGAGCAGAGUGAGCAUCACGAGCAGGAGAAGGAGAGGAAGGGGUGCAGAAGUGCACUUGUGUCGGCCUGCUGUCAAGCUGACUCGUUGUGCCAUACAUUAGCGGAGGGGUUCUAAAACUGACCCCUGGGGUCCACCAGCUGUAGCUUACGGGUUGGCAAAAUAAUUGACGAAUCGGUUAGGAACACUGUAUAGUCGUCAUUUUUGCGGAGAAAGGAUUAAGGCGUCUUUCUAGAAUAAAAGUCUUAAUAUUUUGUGAAUAUAAUUGUAUUUUUAAAAUACACUUGGUAAAUUGUUUUUCUUCCCUCAUGACACACAAUACGAAAUAUGUCUUUGUUCUUGUAAUGUCUAUUCUUGUCAUGAUUUUUUUCUCCCAAAAAUAUAGUUGUUGUCAUAAAAUUUUGACUCUUUCUUGAAAAUAAGCAUAAAAAAAAAAUCCUAUGGUAUUUAGGGGUGCGUACACACAGGGGCGUCGAACAGGGACAACUGUUCCAGGGCGCUGAGCAUUUGGGGGUCCCCGGCUGUGCCCUUCGACAAGUAAAAAAACAAAACAAAAACAAAAACAAAAAAAAACCUCUUUCUAGUUUUAUCGGUGUGUUCAGGACAGCUGACUAGGAUGAGUUUGGAGAGUGUGGGAUUGAGAUUAUAGACCCCUUGGUACAUUAUGGAUGCAAUUGGAUGGACAUUGAACUGCUCAAGCCUCAGGAGAUUGAGACUAUAAAAGAGAGAACAUAUUUUGUACACUUUCUAAUUUCUUCAGGCGAGUGAGGAAAGUGUUGCGCCCUAUAAUGUUAGAGUAAUUAAUAUGGGACUCACACAAGGAUUUGUAGACGAUAAGGAAGCAGAUAAGGGAAGAUAAAAAAUCGAAGUUUGAUAAAUAAUCCAACAUAUUUAGACUGUUCAUUUAACAGAUAAUCAAUGUGACAUUUGUAAUUGAGUGAUUUGUCUUUGAAUUUUGUAGACUUUACUCUUCAACUCCUUUCCAUCUAUGUUGAGACAUUUUUUGUUUGUUUGUUUGUUUGUUUGUUUGUUUGUUUUUUGGAGUGGAAUAUAAUUAAAUCUGUCUUGUUUAUGUUUAAGGAUAAUUCAUUACAUUUCAAUCAAGUAAAUCUUGAAGCUCGUCUAAAUUGCUGUGGGACAGAAAUAAAUUGGUAUUGUCAGCAAAUGUGACUAAUUGAGACGAUGUCACAAAGACAUUCAUACAAAGGACGAAGAGCAAAGGUCCCAAAGUUGAACCUUGGGGCACCCCAUAUUUGACAUCGAUUUUUGAGAUUGGAAAUGACGAAUGUUGGCAUAUUGUUGCCUAAAAUGUACUGGAAAUGACUGUUGAACCAUUUGAGAGCCAAUCAGCUCCUGUUUAUGUACAUAUGUAUGUAUACACUAUAUAUGUAUAUAGAAAUGUUGUUUUUUUUUGUUUUAGGGUUAGAGAGGAAAGGGUCCUGAAUACUUUAACAUGUUUUUAUUUGUAAACU